AUGGACAUCACGCUCUGCUCGUACAACAUCCGCUUCGUCUUGGACCGCUGGGACGAGCGCCGGCCGUUCCUCGAGAAGACGCUUGCGGCGACCACCGCCGACGUCUUUGCGCUGCAGGAAGUCAACAUUGGCAUGCACCACGGCCAGCACGCGCACCUCCGCGACGAGCUCUCGACGGCGCUGGCGACGUCGUUCACGGCAUUUGCGUCGCCGGGCGCACGCUGGUACAUUGAGCGCAUCCCGUACCUCGGCGCGCUCCUCUCUGGCGAGCGCAACCCGAUCGCGCGCUUCUUCUACGACGGCUACGCGCGCUUCAACGAGCGCUUCCUCGCGACGAUCCUCGGCCGACACACGCAGACCGUCUACCACAACGAAGUGCUGCGCGUGCUCCUCUACGGUCUCCUCGGCACGGGCUGGGUCUUUGGUACGACGCUUCUCGCGCGCUCGGCCCUCUCGCCCGAUGGCGCGGAUGUGCUCCUUGUCGGGGGCUGGCGCGCCGCGCAGUGCGUCCAUGUGACGACGACAGCAGCGGACAAGAAGAUGCUGGUCGUGAACGUCCACCUCUCGUCGGCGCUCGACCAAGAAGACAUUCGCGUCGACGAAGUACGCCAGAUCUGCGACUGGGUUGACGCCAAGUGCGAGGCCGACAGCACUCUCACAGCCGUUGCCAUCAUGGGCGACUUCAACUGCUUUCCCCACGGCGACUGCUACAAGUACCUCGUUGGUCGUGGCUACAAGAGUGCGCAUCACACGUGCCAUUCGGCUGAGCCCGAGGUGACGUUCCAUCAAGGGCUCGAAGCGCCGACCAAGGACGUUGGCGACGAGUGCACGCUCGACUACAUUUUCCUCAAGGGCGAUUCGAUUACCGUCAAGGAUGUUCAAGUCGUCGGCCAAACUCAGUGCGGCGACGACAGCACGCUCUUCCCGAGCGACCACUUUGGUCUCGUGGCGCGCCUCACGCUCGCCGAGUAA
Messenger RNA from Saprolegnia parasitica CBS 223.65, 972 nucleotides. RefSeq lists its product as hypothetical. Gene Ontology annotation, biological process: double-strand break repair. Gene Ontology annotation, cellular component: cytoplasm; PML body. Bases 1 to 972 code for a protein of 323 amino acids. Lineage: Eukaryota; Oomycota; Saprolegniomycetes; Saprolegniales; Saprolegniaceae. The transcript has 2 exons. The record is from RefSeq and is a predicted model, not a curated record. Gene Ontology annotation, molecular function: single-stranded DNA binding; 5'-tyrosyl-DNA phosphodiesterase activity.